CGAAUUCUGGUUGUAAGAACCUGCUCUGGGCAGGGGCGCAAGCGUUUUCGUCUACAGCUUCUAGAGCAUCACAACGGAAAUGGAGCUCACGCCGCAGUGCCUGGCGCAUGUGUUCAGUCAGCUUCCCGCACGCGACGCUGCGCGGGCGGCAUGCGUUCAGCGCUUGUGGCGUGAUCUGGUGCAGCCGGAUGAGCGCCUCUGGAAGCACUUCAUGGAGGAAGACCUGGGCAUGGUGACAAAGGCCAGCCCGGACGGCACGGAGGCGUCGACGUACAGGUCCGCCUACUGCGCCUGGCGCAAAGCCUACGGACCCGAGUACUGGCCCUUCCUGCCGCGGGCCAUCCGGGCGUGGGGCCAGAUCAAGGGCUGGCUGGAGGUGAAUUACCCAGCCAUACGCGCAUCCAUCCAGGACGGCACCUCGGAGGAGGAGAUCCGCUCCGUGGAGGGGCUGCUGGGUUUCAGCCUGCCGCCAGCCAUCAAGGUCAUCUACAGGCUGCACAACGGCCAGGCUCUGCUGUUCGACGCCUCACGCGACCGCCGCCACGCCGCGGCCAAGGCGGCGAGGGCGGGCGUCAGCGGCGGCCCCGGCGGCGGCGGCCCGCCCCCCGGCGCGGGCCUGGGCCCCGAGAGCGAGGAGGAGCUGGGCUCCAUAUUCCACGGCCUGUUUGGAGGCUACUCUGUGUACAGCCACCUGGUGGUCAGCCGCCUCAUGCCGCUGAGGCGGGCCGCCAUGUGGACGCAGGAGCUGGAGCUGCACAAGUUGCGGCCGCAGCUGCUGGCGUUCGCGUGCAGCUUCCGCGUGCGCGACAAGAUGUUUGUGGCGGACGCGGCCACUGGCGGGCUGGCGGUGGCGCGGCGGGGCGGGCGAGGCAUGGCGCUGCAGCCCGCGGCGCCGGCGGCGGACAGCGAGCCGGGUGCCUGCGACGGCGUGUUGCGAUGGUUUGAGGAGUACGCGCGGCGACUGGAGGCUGGGUACUACGAGGUGGCGGUGCUGGAUGAGGACUACCCGCAGGGCUCCCGCGCCAUCAGCCUGUUCCCGCUGAGGCAGCCCGAGAUGAAGGAGGAGGUCACUCGCGGCGUGCGGGUCCGCGCCAGUAUGGUGUAUGCGCCCGAGGAAAGCCCCGCUGGCAAGCACCUUUUCGCAUACACCAUUCGGUUCGCGUUGCAGGACACGCAGUCGCAGCUGGCCGCGCUGCCGCCCGGCUCCAGCGCCGCGCAGUGCCUGGCCCGCUGCCAGCUCAGCACCCGACACUGGCGCAUACGGGACGAGCGGGGCGAGGUGGCGGACGAGGUCCACGGCGAGGGUGUGAUUGGCAAGUACCCGCUGCUGGAGGCGGGCGGACCCGAGUUCGCCUACUGCUCGUGCACACACCAGGCCGCGCCGCAGGGCUCCAUGGAGGGCGAGUUCCGAUUCGUGGAGGGCAGCCUGGAGCGGCAGCUGGGGGCGGGCUUCGACGUGGCGUGCCCGCGAUUCCACCUGGAGGUCCCGCCCUUCAUUUUCUGAAGGUCAGGGGGUAAUGGGAGCUAGGGCAGCAGGAUGGUGUAAGGACUGGAGCGAUUUGCGGGUCGUGCAUACCACCUUGUGGCACCACACUGGUCACACACACACACGCGAUGGGCUGGUGUUUGGGUGGCAUGUGCAGGGCCGGUUUAGCUUUCAGGCUGUAAUGUCCAAGGGCGUUGGGGUGGGGCCAAAGCAUGUAGUUAGCAUCUUGAGGACGCACGCUGAUGUUGGCGACGCACGCUGAUGACUUCAGCUGCUGUGGGCGAUGUUGCAGUUGCUGCUGAUGUCCUGUUACCGUGCGUGCGGUGCGCACUAACACCAGUUGUUGUUGGUGCUGAAAUAAUUGCCGCGCAUGUGUGCAUUACUAGUUGGUUGGUUGACCCGUUCUUUCCAUGAUGGUUUGCAAAGGCGCAUGUUUGUACCUAGGGCUGGAUACGGUAGCACUGUCAAGAUGUUAAAGCUAGGAUGGCGCGAACGCACGAGCCAAAAGACGGUACACACGCGCGGCCCCGUGGACUUCAGUCGGCUGUGCGCCGCUCGUCCAGCGUGACGACCGUAUCGUAUGCAUGGUGAUCCAGGGUGAUCUGAGGCUACGUACGCACACGCAGUUCCAAUCACAGCAA
Molecule: messenger RNA, 2127 nt
Organism: Chlamydomonas reinhardtii
Lineage: Eukaryota; Viridiplantae; Chlorophyta; Chlorophyceae; Chlamydomonadales; Chlamydomonadaceae
Exons: 14
Coding region: 80-1504 (474 amino acids)
Molecular function (GO): protein binding
Source: RefSeq, a predicted model, not a curated record